GUCCAAGACUGGGCUUUUGCAGCAGUGCAAGGACCAGGCCGUGACGGUGACCCCCUUAAAUGCAGCAUCUGUGGAUCUGUCUACCACUUACGUGCCAGAUGCAAUCAGCGCCCUGGAGGAAAGGGGAGCCAUGCACUUUGCCACGUUUGAGCCUUCAGAUGCGUCAUGGCAGAACGUGACCACUCCAAGGCCCGAGCCUCAGGCACCAAGCUGGUGCACGAACAUGCAAGCAGCUUUUGGCCAGAUUCAGGCUAGUCGGGCCCAAGCCUCAGCCAGCAGCACUGAAUCUACCUUUCCCCGGAUCUCAGAGCCUCCUCCUGUGCCAGAAGCUUUUCGCAGACUCGGUGCGAUUCAAUCCCAACAGCAGCGCAGCGCCCCAGCAGCCUUUCAGGUUCCUCCGUCAGCGCAGCUCACAGGUCAGGUUGAGGUGCCUCCGUUCAGCUUGCCUAGUCCGCCAGUAGGACAUACGCUGCCUGCAACUCCUGCCAUUAGCGGGACAGAGCUGCCAUCAUCCGUUGGAGUGUUCGCCCAGGUGCAUGCAUUACGCUCAGCACACCGCAGAGAGCGCCGUGCUUCAGACGCACAGGCAUCCAGCCAGACAACCUCCGCAGGAUCACCACAGCCUUUCCGCGGUCAUGUAGCCUCUUGUACUAUCUGCCUCAGUGAAUACACUGCUGGUGAUCAAGUGUGCAGGCUAAGCUGUGGGCACAUCUUUCAUGCGCUAUGCAUUGGAGAGCAUUGCCAGCAUAGUGCGGUGUUCGACGACAUAAGCGAUGACAUGAGCUUACAGUGCCCCAACUGCCGUGCCGGUGUCACCAUCAGCCGCUCAUGGCGCGUUCCCGGUCCAACAAGGACAGCCUCAGGAGACACUGACCCUGCUGCAGGAAGUUCCUAUGACCCGAGCACAAGCCAGCAUCACCUUGCGUCUCCUGAAGUGACAAGGCCACUGGACUCAGAAGAAGAAUUCCUAUCCCCUAUGGAUGAGCAGCAGCACAUAUCAGGGGAUGCAGCAUAUCCAUGGUGGCCUGUGCCUGAUGUGCACGCCAGCACAAGCUCUGAGGAUCAAGGCAAGCCCAGCACGGAAUCCUCAGCACAAGCAUAUCACAGCAGUGUGAAGCUGAGCAGCGGGAAGGUUGGCCUGUUGGUGGAUCCGGGGUCCUACGGAAAUUUGGAGAACAGGGCACUCUUAGAUCUCGAGAAGAACCUGUUGCAUUUCAUGGGCGAUGGCGAGCCUACCAUCAUCCUUCCAAAAGGCCCACACGAAGGGGACCACCAUCUAUUCAUUGACGAGGCACAGCCCAGCGUGUUGCCUGUAGCUGUGGACGAAGCAGGGGCCGGCAAUGCUAUAGCAUGUCAUGCGACUGCAGCAGAGCUUGAGCGCAUGCGUGCAGAAGAAGACCUCUGCCAAAGUGUGCUUGCCAACUUUAGCGUUGACGCUGCGCGACAGUGUGUGUGUGUGACCUUGCAGCCUCGUGGCAAGAACAGUCAAAGCCUCCAGCACAGCAGCGUCAAAGCGCCAGUGUUGGUUCGCGCCCUGGCCCCUCGCACUAAGUUUUCGGCCAUUGCGGUCAGUGCCGACGCUGUCUGCCAGGAGCACACUGACAAAUUCAACUCCGGGAGCAACACCAUAAUCCCAUUACGUAUGCCUGCGCAUGGAGGUGGGAUAUGGACCCAGCUUAAGAAGGGUGAUAACAUUCAGGGAGAAAUUGAAGUGCGUAAUGUACAGGGGAAGCUCGUUGCAGGCCAGAACCUCUCCCUGCAAGAGGGAGUGCCUCUCACCCUGGAUCCCAAGGUCCUUCACGCAACACAGCCUUGGUCACGCGGCCACCGCGUGAUCAUCAUUGCCUACUGCUCGGGCAGUCUGCGCAAAGCAAGUCAGGUGGAGGUCAACCACUUGUGUGAGUUGGGGUUUGCACUUCCAGUCACCUCGGUAAUUGCAUGCCCAGUCUCCGCGCCAACCACAGGUGUGCCUUCUGCAGAGAGCGAGACUGCGCAAUCUUGUCAACAGCAGCCAUCCCAGGAGGUGCCAGAGGUGAAGGGCGUAGAAGCCCAGGCUACCAGUGAAGCACGUCCAGUCACCUCAGCAAUUGCGUCAUCUGUGGGCAGCUUUGUGCGCAGGGUGCUGUUGAUCACUCUUUUCCAAUCCACAGUUGCAGCGUUCAUGAGCAACCACUGGGUCAUGAGUGCAGGUGCCAGCCUGGCACAGUUCACGACUUCGACCUUGAUGCGACCAGAGGCCAAGUCGGAAGUGCAAGAGCACGCUCACGCGCAGCCUGUUGAUGUGAUCGCCGGGUCACUGCCAAAUUCAGACGUUAAUGACAAAGUUGCUGAAGCCAUCUCGUUGCAUUCCCACGCAGAGCCCAAUGUAACGCAAGAAGGUUUUCCAACCGAACAGAAAAUUAAGCAGCGGCAGCAUGUCCAAGACAUGAAGGCGCAAGGCAAGGAGGUACAUGUCAAGCGAAAGAAGCACGUGGUAGAGCAGCAUUUCGAUGACUGUGGCGAAAGUCUCUCCAGCCUGACCAGCAACCGCGCCACAGCUACUAGUGCCAUGUUCGCCAUUGAUUCGUCAUCAGCCUCAGAGGAUGAGAUGUCUGACUUUGCUGAAUGGGCCACUGACACAGUGCUGAGCUCCUUUGUGCAGUGGUCCAUGUUGGGAUCAGAAGUUGCACUGCCUCCUGAGCUCCACCCGAAAGCUAUGUUAGCAGUUGACCUAGUUGAAAUGGUUUCCAUAUUGCAGUCUCCUCAGUUUGCCAGCUGGGGAGUAGAAAUAGUGGAAAUUUGUGGAGGUGAAGGUGUAACAUCACACUUGUGCGUGAAGAGGAAGCUUCGUUCCGGCCAUAAUUUUGAGCUCCUCACAGGCACAGACUUGACAGUGCCUGAAACGCAAUCCCGAGUUCUUGCUUAUUUGGAAAUUGCCAAGCCACUUGUAGUGGUGAUGGCGCCUGUAUGUGGGCCAUUUGGGCCUUUGAGCCACCGAAAUCGAAUCAUCCAUAGGGAAGCCUGGGAAGCAUCCAUGCGCAAGGCAGUACCGCUUGCUGCCUUCUGCGGCAGGAUCGCAGCCUUUCAGGAUGACCAUCACAGAUUUUACUUGAUUGAGCAGCCGUAUCCCUCAAAAUUAUACGAAGUAGACCCGUGGCCAGCUAUCCGACACCGCGCUUCUUGUCAUCGAGUGAUCUUUCACCAGUGUCGGGUAGGCCAGCGCAUAGCCAAUUUAUUGGUGAAAAAGGCGACUGAACUUGUCGCCAAUGCACCUACGCUGUUGAAACCAUUUGAGGGUCUCAAAUGUCCAGGUGAUCAUGAGCACGCCAAUUUGCUGGGAGGCAAUGCCACCGCCAGUGGACCUGGAGAUGAAGGAGAGGUGCCAGUUGAUGAGCGCUGGAGAAAGUGUAAGGGCUGCCUAUGGAGACUGCACAAGAAUGACCCAAGGCACACCCGACGUGAAGGUGAAUGCAAGCAUCCACAUGCAAGUCCUAUAGCCUGGGACUGUCCCGCUUGCAAGGUCGGGAAGCCUCGUUCAGCAGCCGGCCACACGUUUGAUGAGAAAUGUCGCUUCCCAGCAAUCCCCGAGAGAGCUUCUCUCGACGGAGUGCCUGCAGCAUCUGAGCCGACAGUAGACCUGCGUGCGUCCGACCUUGGGCGUGAAGAAGAAGCUGCUGCGGAAGAGGCCGUGGCCAAGGCAAAAGUGAAGCCCAGAGGCUCUCGCGACCCAGCUCCUCCAGAUGAGGACGAUAGUGAAGGUGAGCAAGAUGACCAGGAGCCACGAGCAGGUCGAGGCCCAGACCAGCAACAGCGGGUGCGCCGUACUUGGGGCGAAUCAGAGACCCAAACACCUGAUGGUUCAGACUGGACCUCGUUCGACGUGCAGUCGUCACUACGGGCACUUCGGCACGCAGACAUCCCUGGUCAGCGCAGGGUGCUUCGUAAGCUGCACCUUCGCUGGUGGCAUGCGGGUGCAGACAGAAUGGCUCGCAUGUUGAAAGGGGCCGGUAUACCCAAAGCCACACUAGAUCUACUGCCGAGCAUCUGCGACACGUGUCGGGUUUGUCGCUUGUGGGCAAGACCCUCGCCUGACGCCAGGCCCAGUAAUAGGUUGAUUACUGGGUUCAAUCAUGAAGUAGAAGGUGACCUCAUGUUUGUUAGGCAUCAGGGUCCAAUGCAAGCUGUGUUUGUGCUCACCGACAGGGGUGUCCGUUGGACAGCAGCCUUGCACGUGCCUGACAAGAAGACUCCUACUUUGUUAAAUGCCCUUGAUCAGAUGUGGGUCGCUGUUUUCGGACCCAUGAGCGUGUUCAUCAUGGAUGGUGAAACAGGCAUGGACGAUCCUGAGUCAACUGAGUACUUCCAGCUGCGAGGCAUAACCAAACGCACCGCAGCACCUCGCCAGCACACCAGAAUUGUGGAUCGCAAGAUCGCCGUCCUUAGGGACACCAUCCACAAGAUAAGCAGCCAGCUAUCUUCUGAAGGGCUGGUCGUGCCCUUUGUGCGUAUUCUCAGCGAGUCCACCUUCGCGCUCAAUGCGCUCAGCUCUGUUCAAGGCUGUUCACCAUAUGUUGCCGUGCUUGGCCGAGUGCCCUCGCUGCUUCCAGACGAUACCAUGGCUCUGAGCGAGAAUGUGUCAGGAGAUAUGUCCCGUCAUGCUCAUCGCUUGAGAGAGAUUGCUAUCUCAGCAAUAGUGGCUGGCACUGCCCAAGAAAGGAUCAAACGAGCCCUUGGUUCCCACUCCAGAGCGGCAGCAGUAGAGCUUGACUAUAAGUUAGGGGAAGCUGUCGACUACUUUAGGGACCCCGUCAAUAAGGAUAGCAGCGGUUGGAGAGGGCCAGCAACAGUAUGUGAUCUUUCCCGCACUGAGUUUGGUCGCAUUGGCAUACGCACAAGCACGGACCAGGUAUUGACAUGCCGAUUGCAGGACGUGCGGAGGAGCAUAGCUUAUUGGAGUGAUGAGCUUAGUGCUUUCUUCGGUGAGCAAGACCUAGUUGCACCAGCAGGAUCCCAGGCCAACUAUGCACAGCAGCAGCUGCAGCAUGUUGAUAGCCUGGCGAUUGGUACAGUGAUGACUGUCGGUCAGGUUCUGAGCAGUCAAGAAGGUUGGCUGGAAUCAGCCGCCGCCAAAGCGUUGCGUCCUAUGUUGCAAGCGUGCCAUUAUCUGGCAGAAAUUGUGUUUCAUCUUACCAAUGUUGCAGCCGCCCGUUUUGCCAAUGGUGUCCGAACCCUCACCCACAGGGAAGGAUACAGUGGCUCCUUCACACUGUGGUGGACUUCAACUGCUAGUCGAAGCAUUAACUUCUUGCAUUCAAAGGAGACCAAGUUGCAUGUGGCAUCGCUGGUGGGUGGCCAAGAGUGGCAACAUGUGCGUAUGAUCCAACUUCUUCUCGUUCCUGACGAAGAAGAGUGGCUCGCAGCUCGAAGCAGAGCUGAGGAGGAGCCACCAAUGCACACACCAGCCAGCAAUGCUGAAGCCAGCAGUGAAAGUCACGGUCGGUUGUCAACAAUACCAGAAGGGACAGAGAUAAGUGCUGUCUCCUUGGAAGACAUAAAGGACUUGUUUGGCGAGACCCUUCGGCCUGAGGAUGUGGAGCCUCUGAGCCAAGCGUACCUUGCCUGCGAAAAUGAGAAAUGUCCGUCCCAUCCUGAGGUCCCAGGACUUGAGCAGCUGCAAGAGCGUAUUGCUCAACAGGACUUGGAUUGCCAUGCUCCUACUCCUUGGGCUGAGGCACUCCAGCCAGAAGCCCUGACCAUGUUCACCUGUGCGCAGUUUGAUGAAGCCCUCGCGUACACAAGCACGGAGGUCGAGGCAGACUACUUGGAUGCAGACGAGAACGGCGCCUAUGUAGCGCUCGAAGCCUACGACGCAUGGGCCAAGUGCUUUGAAGGCCUCACCAGGCUCCCCAAUGCUGACGAGCACGUAGAAUGGAGAUUUUAUCAAAAUCAUACAAGAAAGGCUGUAAUAGAGAGGACGGAUGACCUCCUCACAUCGCAAGAGAAGAUCGAGCACGCAGCCGAAGUAACGCAGGCUAUACUUGACGAAUUGCGUACCUGGCAAUCCUUUAAAUGCUUUACCCGGCGUGCGAAGAAAUCAGCACCCUGCGUCAUAGACGUGAAAUGGGUUCUGAAGUGGAAGCACAUAAAGGGGGUCCGGCGCAUCCGAGCGCGCCUCUGUUUACGGGGCUUUAAAGAGACAGGUGCCGACGACCAAAGUAAUUACGCAGCUACAGCGUCAUGCUAUAGUCAGCGUGUUCUCGCAUCAGAAUGUGUGUUGAAGGAUUGGGUCAUCGCCAGCUCAGACGUACCGAAAGCGUUUCUUCAGGGCGUUUCUUACCAAGAGUUGGCAGAGGUGACCGGAAAACCGGAACGAGACGUGUGUUUCGAGCUCACCGGCGAAGGCUUGGCAUGCCUUCAGAUGUUGCCCGAGUUUAGUUCGUUCAAUCCUCGUACUGAGGUUCUUCACUGCUUGAAGCCGGGCACAGGAUGCCGGGAUGCUCCGAAAAGCUUCAGUGUCCAACUGCGUAAGAUCACAAAGCAGUACGGUUUUGUCUGCAGCACUGUUGAUCCAGAGCUCGAGAUGCUAUAUGCCAGUGAGGUGCUCAUCAUGAUUAUUCUUAAGCAUGUUGAUGACCUUAAGAUGGCAGGUCAGAAGCAUCAGAUCGAGAAAUUCGUUCAACAUCUUUCUGGUGUGUUUGGAAAAAUGGAGGUUGAGUAUGGUUCUUUCAUCUUCUGCGGCGUGCUGCGCACGCAGGCAGCAGACGGCAGCAUCACGAUGGAUCAGAUAAAGUUUCUUUCGGCGUGCAAGCCAAUGAUGCUGCCCCCGCUCAUAGCCAUGAAGCCUGACUCUCCUCUUCCUGAGCAUGUCAGACGUCAUUUUCUGAGUUUGCUGAUGACAGUGGCAUAUGGACUGCUCACUCGUCCAGAUGUGUCAGUGUUCAUUGCCGCGUUGCAACGUGAAGCUCAUGUGGCCAAGCCGAUCCAUGUGAAGCGUUUAAAUACAGUCUUGAAAUGGAUCCAAGAGAAUCCACGUCGUUUGACAUACCCCAAGAUGCCAUAUCCGGACACCUUGCUUCAGAUAUCUGAUUCCGCUUUUAAGGCUCGCGCAGAAGAUGGCCUUUCCAUGAGGGGAUUGGUCAGCGUGCGCGUGUGCAUGCAAGACGUGUUGGAUGGCAAGCCAGAAACGAAGUGCCACCUAGUUGACUAUGUGAGCAAAAGUCAGCGGCAUGUAACAAGGAGCACCUUCUCUUCAGAACUUUUUGCAGCUACAGAUUCUGUUGACUUAGGCCUCCUGAGUUCAAUUGUGUUACAUGAGUUGAAAGAAGGCGUCGUGUCGACAGACACAGCUCGCCAGUUGAUUGAAGGGACUCACAAGAGCUCGGUGGGUCUUGCUUUAGUCAUCGACGCGAGGAGUGUCAGCGCAGCCGUGACUGCGCCCAAUGUAAGAGUGCCUGCUGAGCCGAGCCUAAUGCUUCAUGUCUGCUGGCUCAGGGCACUCCUGGCAAAACAGCGGCUAACCCACUUGCUUUGGUGCGACACCAGGGCAAUGGUGGCAGACGCCAUGACCAAAGGCUCAGCACCUAGGGACCUCAUUCAAGCCGUAAUGUCUGGUCGACUUGUGAUGCCGCACAAGUAUGAGGAUCAGAUUCUUGCCUGA
Symbiodinium pilosum is the source of this 7636-nucleotide messenger RNA. Lineage: Eukaryota; Dinophyceae; Suessiales; Symbiodiniaceae. The record is from the annotation of a GenBank genome assembly.